AUGCCUGGAUGCUUCGGCGUGUUGACCUUGCCAGUGCCUUCGGCCCUGAUCAAUGUCGUCGAGUUUGCUUCGAGAGAAGCUCUUGACAUCAAAGAUCGAUCAGUCACUGAGCACUCUCACCCUUCAUCCAUUCGUCUCGUCACAUCCAUCCUGUUUAACCGCCGCCACAAUGCCAGAUCGUUUCAAAGAGUAAACGUCACUUUCGUCAAGGCUCUCAUCGAAGCUGCCAAAUCCGACCCCGCCCAGUACCGGGCGGUCAAGGAUCUAAUCUCCGACGACGCGUUCUGGCAUCUGGUUGACCGUCAAAGUGCUCCUGGCCCAGAGAUCUCCUGGCUCAAAUCGAGCGCUGGGUCUUGCACCGCCGACCUUGAAGCAGCUCUGGAGCACAUAAAGGUGAUCUUCAAAGUGAACGUCACUUUCGUCAAGGCUCUCAUCGAAGCUGUCAAAUCCGACCCCGCUAAGCACCGGGGCGUCAAAGACCUGAUCCCCGAUGACACAUUCUGGCAUCUGGUGGACGGUCACGGUGCUCCUGGCCCAGAGAUCUCCUGGCUCGAAUCGAGCGCUGGGUCUUGCACCACCAACCUUGAAGCAGCUGUGGACCACAUAAAGCACCGGGGCGUCAAGGACCUGAUCCCCGAUGACACAUUCUGGCAUCUGGUGGACGGUCACGGUGCUCCUGGCCCAGAGAUCGUCCAGCUUGAAUCGAGCACUGGGUUUUGCACCGCCGACCUUGAAGCAGCUCUGAAGCACAUAAAGAACGCCACCAAGAUCUGGGCAAAGAUGGAUCCUUCUAGCAAGGUUCUUGAUUUCCACAAAACCAUCAAGAACUGUCAAGCCAUUGCAACACUUGCCAAGGAGCUGGAAGAUGUUUUAAUGCAGGUCAAUGCCAUCAUCUCAGAGCAUGAUGUGCCUGCUACCUGCUCACACCUUGCAGCAGAGCUCUCCAUGGAGGAAGCAAAGGCGCUGCUGGAGAAGGUGAAGAGCAUGGAGAGCGUGCAGAAGACGAGGACAGGGAACGCAAACAAUGCUCGUGUUUGCAGCUGGCUUUGUGGACUAGGCUGGCACAAGCUUGACAAGGCAGAGGCUCUCUUGGACAAAUUUGCAAUGGUGGAUGAGGAUGUUGAUGGAGAGUUUGAGCUCAAGGAGGGAUACAAGUUUAUGGAGCUUUUGGACAAUUCUCAUGAAUGUGACUUUUACACCCAGCGCGUUUGGGAGUCCAGCUUGUCAAGACUCAGCACUCACGCACCUUGGGGUCUCUGGGCUGAGCUGAAGUUGCUCAGUCAAGAGUCAGAGUAUCUGACCACUACACGCAGCCUCUGGAUUGUUGCCUCGUCCAUCAUUCGCCUUCAACCGACACCCGAAGGCUCACAACCUCUGAAGCAGGGCUGUUACGUGCCGCGUGCUUCAUUCAGACCUCAACAACGGCGUUGA
Messenger RNA from Ceraceosorus guamensis, 1431 nucleotides. RefSeq lists its product as hypothetical. The transcript is spliced from 8 exons. The coding region runs from base 1 to 1431 and encodes 476 amino acids. Lineage: Eukaryota; Fungi; Basidiomycota; Exobasidiomycetes; Ceraceosorales; Ceraceosoraceae. The record is from RefSeq and is a predicted model, not a curated record.